AUGUCGGCCCGUAGGAGAACAUCCGACUGGGAAGACAAGCCAGCAAAGGAUCUCGAUCCUGAGGCUGAGCACGUCGAGGAGAGCGAAAACGAGAGCGGCAGUGAAGCAAGCGCAGAUGAGAAUGCUGGCACCGAGCACUAUGUCGCAGUCGGCAAGAGCAAGCUCCGAGGAAAGGAGAGUGUCUCGCUAGGCCCGAAAUACCGCGGCGCUCGCGUCAGCCGCGACGCACUAAACCACUCGAGCGACGACGAUGAAAACGAGAUAUUUGAGGAUGCGCAGGAGGAUCUGGACUCGAAUGGCGAGGAGUACGACGACCCGGACGCCGCCGACUUGGCUGCCGACACUGUAGCCGCCGGAGACGAAGAUGUCGAGAUCUCGAGCGACGACGCACUCGGCGAGAGCGACGAUGAGAAGCUCGAGGCCUUUGCUUUCCGCGGCAGCUCGCAGCCCAAGGAUAAGAAGGGAGGCCGAAGCAAGAGGCCCACCGCUGCUGACUUCAUCUCCGAUGAGGAAGAGGAGGAGGAGGAGGAUGACGACGAGGAAGGCGAAGGUGCCGCAUUAGAUGACGAGGACGACGAGAUGGACGACUCAGAUGACAACGAAGGUCUGACGGACGGAUUGGAAGGGUCAGACGAGGACGAGGAAGACGAUUUGGGCUCCGACGAAGAAUCUGAGGAAGAUUCCGAGGAGGAGGACGACGACGACGCAGAAGACGACAAGCCUCGCGGCAAGUCCUCCAAAGCCGACGCGAGAGCCGAGCAGCGCAGGCUUAUGAACGAAGGUUCAAAGGUGCUCGCCGCCUCCAUCUCCGCCGCCGCGCAGCAAGACGCCCAAAAGGGUCUCGCCGUCCGUGAGCAGCGCAAGACCUUUGACGGCCUCCUCAACAUCCGCAUCAGGCUGCAAAAGGCCCUCGUCGCAACAAACUCGUACUCCACCGUCGAGGACGACGAAGAAGAGCAAAAUUCUGAACCGUACGAGGCGGCCGAGGAGGCGGCGCUCAAGCUGCUCAACACCCUCGACAGCUUCCGUGCCAGCCUGCUCCCCGCAGAGCUUCAGCAGGCCGGCGGCAAGCGCAAGAGGGGCGAAGCCUUCGACGCCGCGACCUCGAGCCAGGAGAUCUGGGAGGGCAUCCAACAAGCCGAGGAGCGCGCGGCCAAAUACCGCAAAAAGGUGCUCGAGACGUGGUCCAGCAAGACGCGCAGCGCCACGGUGGAGGUCAAGUCGCGCAACCUCAUCUCCUCGCAGACGUCCAUCGUCGCCUCCCUCGAGGAGCAGCUCCUCUCGGCCGACCGCCUCGUCAAGCGCACCCGCACCCCGCGCUCGUGCGCGCCGGCGCAGGUCGCGGCCAAGGUCAACGAGGACCCGGACAUCUACGACGACGCCGACUUUUACCAGCUCUUGCUCAAGGAGCUCGUCGAGCAGCGCACCGCCGACAACGGCGGCGCCGGCGCCUCGGGCGCGCAGCCCACGGUGCGGUGGGCGGCGAUGAAGGAGGCAAAGACCAAGAAGCACGUCGACAGGCGCGCGAGCAAGGGCCGCAAGAUGCGCUUCAACGUCCACGAGAAGCUGCAGAACUUCAUGGCGCCCGAGGACCGCAGGGCGUGGGAGCAGGAUGCCGUCGACAGAUUGUUCGGCACGCUGUUUGGACAGAAGAUGGAGCUCGGCGAGCAGGCUUCUGAUGCGGAGAUGGAGGACGAUGGGGAGGUUGAUGCCGAGGAGGCUGGUCUGCGUUUGUUCCGCAACUAG
Colletotrichum acutatum is the source of this 1746-nucleotide messenger RNA. RefSeq names its product apoptosis-antagonizing transcription factor. The record is from RefSeq and is a predicted model, not a curated record. Gene Ontology annotation, cellular component: nucleolus; nucleus. The coding region runs from base 1 to 1746 and encodes 581 amino acids. NCBI's taxonomy places the organism in Eukaryota, Fungi, Ascomycota, Sordariomycetes, Glomerellales, Glomerellaceae. Gene Ontology annotation, biological process: maturation of SSU-rRNA from tricistronic rRNA transcript (SSU-rRNA, 5.8S rRNA, LSU-rRNA). The transcript is spliced from 3 exons.